Messenger RNA from Penicillium pulvis, 1611 nucleotides. RefSeq lists its product as uncharacterized. NCBI's taxonomy places the organism in Eukaryota, Fungi, Ascomycota, Eurotiomycetes, Eurotiales, Aspergillaceae. The transcript is spliced from 6 exons. The record is from RefSeq and is a predicted model, not a curated record. The coding region runs from base 1 to 1611 and encodes 536 amino acids.
AUGGUCCAGCUGAUUGGCUUCGCCUUGCUAGGGCUCUAUACUCUCGCUCUCUGCGAACUAAACCCUCCAUACUAUGCCGAUUUGACGUGGCAGCCGGCUCGCACACUGUCUAACUGGUCAAAUCUCACCGUUCAAACCCGCACGGGAUCUUUUGUUGGCAUGUUGAAUGACACGUACCCCAAUGUCCGGCAGUUCCUACGUGUUCCUUUUGCCCAGCCUCCUGUUGGUGAUCUCCGGUGGCUCCCCCCUCAUCGGUUGCCCGACUCCUCGAAAAAAAUCGAUUCGACCAGAUACGGCCCGGCAUGUCCGCAAUACGUUGCCUCAAGCGAUGGCAUGUGGUCCGAGUACGAGCCAACAAGUCUCUUGCUCAAUGUAGGCGAAGCCGAUAAUCAGGGUUCAACAGCCUGGUCUUCAGCUGAGGACUGUCUGUCGCUGGCCAUCUGGACCCCAUCCAACGCCAAUAAAUCCUCGAAACUUCCCGUUGCACUAUUCGUCACUGGCGGUGGCGGAGUUACUGGUGGCAUCGAGGUUCCGUCCCAGCUUCCGUCGCAUUGGGUAUCCCGCUCUCAGGAGCACAUUGUGGUCACAAUCAACUAUAGGUUGAAUAUCUUCGGAAAUCCCAAGUCGAAAGCCCUCAAGGAGAGCUCACUAACCCUGUUGGAUGUUCGCGCUGCUGUGGAAUGGGUAUCGGAGAAUAUCGAGGCUUUUGGGGGUGAUCCCGAAAACAUUAUGCUAUGGGGCCAAUCUCAAGGUGCCGCGUUGACCCACUUAUACACCCUCGCUUUCCCAAACAACCCGCUCGCUGCCAAGUUCGGCAUCAUAUCCCAGCCGCCUACAGUGACCAUCAACAUGACUGAGACAGAUGACGUCUAUGAAGACUUUCAUAUUGUGGCCCAAGGACUUGGCUGUAACUACGGGGACGACGCGGAUGCAGAGGUUGAGUGUAUGCGCCAGAUUUCUUGGGUCCAAAUCGAGGAGUACAUAAAUCGGUAUAAUGGCACUACUUCGUUGGCAUUCACUAACUAUAUCCCGGAUGAGAAAUACAUAUUUUCAAACGAGACUGCGCGAUAUCUUGCCGGCAAGGUAGCCCGAGGACCCGCUAUCCGGUCGGACGCAUCUAGGGAGCAGGCCAACGCAGAUGAAUCUGUCACUAUGGAGGUUGAGGGCGAAUGGAUUUGCACUGCUUAUGAAGAUUCAAUAUUGCGUGCUUCCUUGGGGCUAGAGACAUAUCGAUACUUGUGGGCGGGGAACUUUUCCAAUAUUAGUCCAGUGUCUUACCUUGGAGCCUUCCAUUGGUCCGACCUCUUGAUGAUCUUUGGUACCUACAUGACGGAUGCCGGUGAUAUUUCGGAGCUAGAAGUCAUGACUUCUGAAACGAUGCAGGACUACAUUCUGGCUUUUCUCAAAGAUUCAUCAACGGUUAGUUCCGCGGUAGGGUGGCCGGCUUUUCAUGCUGGUGCACCACAUGGCGGGCUUGUCUUGGAAUUCGGCAAUCAAACCACUGUGAAGAACAUCACGGGCGAAUUUCUCGAGGCCGGCUGUUGGAAUUCAUCCAUAGCCUUUCCAAUUUAUGAGCCUAGGAAAAGAUCAGCAAGGUCAUGGUCGGCAUAG